Messenger RNA from Mytilus trossulus (common blue mussel), 2138 nucleotides. Its product is annotated as solute carrier family 23 member 1-like. The record is from RefSeq and is a predicted model, not a curated record. The coding region runs from base 142 to 1947 and encodes 601 amino acids. The transcript has 14 exons. Lineage: Eukaryota; Metazoa; Mollusca; Bivalvia; Mytilida; Mytilidae. Gene Ontology annotation, biological process: transmembrane transport. Gene Ontology annotation, cellular component: membrane. Gene Ontology annotation, molecular function: transmembrane transporter activity.
UAUUUUCUAAUAAUAGAAACAGCGAUCGUCUACAUUAACGAAUACAGUUAGAUCUUUUUACCGAGUUUGUAACGACACACGUUGUUCGUAUAGUGUAUUCAACUUUAUUUGAACCGCUGUCGGACAAAACAAGAUAACAAGAUGAAAACAUCUGGAGUAUUGCGUGGUUUACAAUAUAAGGUGGAUGAUAACCCACCGUGGAUAACUACUAUACUGCUAGCUGUACAGCAUUACCUGAUGUUAUUGAGUUCCAACCUUGCAACCCCUGUUCUUGUGGCAACUAUAAUAUGUGCCAAAGGUGACGUAGAGGUCACAUCAAUGAUGCUAGGUAAUAUGUUGUUUGCCUGUGGGAUAUGCACCGUUAUACAGACGUUUAUAGGAGUAAGACUACCAAUAGUCCAAUGUCCAGCGUUUGCUUACAUAGUUCCUAUGUUGGCCCUGACAGACUUUGAGAAGUGGAAAUGUCCAGAAUUUAACACCACAAUGAUAAAUCCGACGAUGAAUACAACAUUAGGUAAUAUAACAGACCACGAUGGUGAAGAACCCUAUUGGAAAACACGUUUAAACAUGAUAACGGGAUCGAUAAUGGUAGCCAGUGUAUUUGAGAUAUUUUUGGGAGCCACUGGUAUAUUGACUUUGUUGUUGAGAUUCAUUGGACCUCUUACAGUUGCACCAACUAUAAUGAUGAUGGGACUCGGUGUUGUAAAGACUGGAUAUGAACUUGCUGGUACUCAUUGGGGAAUCGCUUUUGGUACCAUUGGUCUUAUUAUAUUGUUGUCAGAAUGUAUACCUACAUUAGAAAUCGAUGUCCCCUGCACUGGAAAAUUAACCGGACAGGAAAAAGGGGUUGUAAGACACGAUAAACGGAAAACCCAAAUAGUGUUCCAUAAAAUGUUUUCUGUGAUUAUUUCCGUAUGUUUAAUGUGGCUGCUAUGUUACAUUUUAACAACAACUGGAGCAUUCCCAAGCGACAAGAAGAGUUAUGGGUACCAAGCUCGGACUGAUCUUCGGGAUGAAGAAUUGAAAGCAGCUUCCUGGUUCUCAUUUCCCUAUCCUGGUCGAUAUGGCAAGCCAACAUUUAACUCUGGUUUGUUUGUAGCAUUUAUAGCAGGUGUAAUAACUUCUGUAAUCGAGUCUAUUGGUGAUUAUUACACGUGUGCCAGAAUAGCUGGAGCUGUUCCACCGCCUCCCUCUGCCAUAAAUAGAGGAAUACUAGUAGAAGGAAUAGAUGGUAUUUUAUCAGCAGCUGUUGGUCUAGGAUUUGGUGUAACAUCAUGUAGUCAGAAUAUUGGUGUCAUCAGUUUGACAAAGGUUGGCAGCAGACGUGUGGUACUUGUAGCGGGUAUACUGAUGAUAAUAUUUGGUUGUUUUAACAAGUUUAGUGCGUUUGUUGUUACUGUUCCUGAUCCAAUCAUCGGUGCCUCAUUUAUUGUACUUUUUGGAGUAUUAGCUGCUGUAGGGGCAUCAAAUCUUCAGUAUGUAGACCUGAAUUCACCAAGAAACAUGAUUGUGUUCGGCCUGUCUUUGUUCAUGGGAUUAACAUUGCCUCCAUGGACCCAGCAGAAUGAACAAAUCUUUGCAGAAGGCAACGAAAAUGCGAUGCAGGUAUUGUUAGCUCUUCUAGGAAACAAUAUGUUUAUGGCUUGUUUCACAGCAUUAAUAUUGGACAAUGUUAUGCCAGGUACUGUUGAAGAACGUGGAAUAGUGUUAUGGCGGGAAUUAACAUCCGAACAUCUAGAGGACAAGGACAGCUACUCUUUAAGAACGUACGACCUUCCAUUUGGUAUGUCAAAAAUAAGGUCAUGGCGAUGGACCCGAUAUAUUCCGUUCUCUCCAACAUUUGUUAAUGAUCCUCUUUAUUGUUGUUCACCUCCUCCACGUGACCACGAAGACGUAACCAGAGAGAAUGAUCUCAAUAGACUCGACGAUGGAUGUACAAAACUAUAGAACAAUGGUACAAUACAACAAUAUCAAUGUACCAGCUAACCUGAUGAAAUAUUAUAAAGUAAAAUAUUGUGUUAGAUAGUUUGACGUAUCCAAAGUCACAAAAGAGUCCGUUUUACAUUCAUCUAUUUCACUCGAGAAUAAUGAUUAUAAAAGAAAUAUAACAGUGAAAUACAUGUUCCAAAAAGGAUUUA